This is a messenger RNA of Hylaeus volcanicus, 4414 nucleotides long. Its product is annotated as actin maturation protease. Lineage: Eukaryota; Metazoa; Arthropoda; Insecta; Hymenoptera; Colletidae. The coding region runs from base 678 to 1427 and encodes 249 amino acids. The transcript has 4 exons. The record is from RefSeq and is a predicted model, not a curated record.
GAUACGUAUGCGCCGAAAUCACCGCACCUGUUUCUGUCCAGGUCGGAGUGGAAAGACAUAAACAAUAUAUUCGCCAAUGCUAGGGUUCUUGCAAACAAUGCACUUGCCCAAACUGGUGAAUCAUCUGCGGAGCCGCAGCACCUACGUGAAAUUUCUUAUCCGACUGUAUACCGUGACAGUCGGCUGCGAAUAAGGCAGUGCGCUAUGUCAGCCUGAGGGCUCCCAGAGAGGAGCAAAUUGCAGUCGUAUCGAGCGAGUAAUUGUCAUUCGUUGAAAAAUCGGCGUGCAAGCAUACGGGGCCCUUGGUAUCGUCUAGUCAACACGGCCGGUUGUUAAUCUUCAUUUCUAACGGAGAAUUACAUAAUGUACGUUCAUGAGUCACAGAGUGUAUAGGGAGGACGUGGAAACGUCAAAAUUGUGCUGGUCCGAUUUUCUUGCGUUUUAGCUUGGAUUCACACAAGGGACUUUAGUAGGUCAUUUGCGAUGAGCAGGUAUUGCUCUGCUCAUUUACAGUGAACAGAGAAAAUACCACUGAGAAAUGGCAAUUUUUAGACUGAAAAUACUGAGGCACAAGUGCACGAUUUCAUAGCUGUGGAAAUAUCAUUACAUUAUAGCCUUGAAACAGGUACUUGUUAAUCAAACAAAUUAGUUGUUUGUAUCGCAUUUAUUUGCGAGAAAUGCCAGCACCACCUCCACCUAUCUCAAGUUUGCCAGAGGCACCUAUGUGUGAAAAAACAGAAGCGAGCGAUGCAGAUUCCCUGCCUCCAUGGGCCAAAAUUACCCUUACGUCCGCAGAGGCGGAAAUCGAGAAGCUGAUAUCUAGAAACGAGCUGAAGGAUGCAGAAGUAACAUAUUUUUGUCAAGUUGAACCAAUUUUGCAAGACGGACCACAAUGCGGUUUGGUAGCGCUUGCUAUGGCAUCACAGGAAUACACAAAACCAGUUUCUGUCAGUCAACUCCUAGCGGAAGCCCGUGUAAGAGGCUUCACGCAACAUGGAGAAGUAUACAGCGUCGACUUUAUGGGCACACUGGCAGCUGAAUAUUUACCCGACCAUAGACCUGAUAUUUUAGUAGAUUUGCAACAAUGCCCCGACACACUAACGCAUGCUUUAGCUCAUGGAGCAAUGGUACUAAUUCCAUAUGAUUCCGAUUUCAACCAUGCUCCUUGUUUAAAAAGAGGCCAUAAAGCUCAUUGGGCAUUACUUGUCGGUCUAAUUUCAUCGAGGCAAGGAUACCAUGUAUUAGCGCGUCAUGGAAAAUCGCGUCAUUUAGCUUGCUGGCCGUUACGCGAUUUGAUUGAAAGUAAUGGCAAUUUGGAAGAAGAAGGAACAGCUAGACACGCCGGAGGAUACGUCAUACCAAAGGGAGGAGUUGGAGGUCAGAGAGGUUUACGCGGUAGAGCAUUGGCAUUACAUCCAUACAUAUAAAAUCAUGUACAAGAGUUGUAGGUAAUUAAUAUCACAGUGAAAGACAGAAAUUCCUACUACGGUAUUACUAUAUCCACAUUAUGGUAUAUGGUAAAUAUUCAGGCGUAACAUUUGCCCAGCUGCUACAGAAUUUAAUGAUUUAUAAAAUGUGCUGCUUUGAGUACCAUCUGUUUGAACUCGCAAUACAAAUUUAGUCAAAAUCCAGGUGAGGAUCGUAAUUCUCCAAAAUUUAGUAUUAAACAAAGCAACAGGCGACAUUUAAUUCGUUACACUCCGAUACGCAUUGUAAAUAAUUAUUUCGUAUGUUUUACUUACAUGCGCGUAAACAAUUUGAAAAUCAUGUGUUCGUGUAUCGGAUAUUAAAACUUUUCAUGUGAUGCAACACAUAUUAAGCGUGCGCUUAAGUUAGUCCAAAAAAAAUGAACAUGCACACGUGCAUGAAGGGACUAAACGUGAAAAAAGUCUAUAAAUAUAUCUCCAUAAAUAAGUAUCUAAGUGUACUAGCUAGGAGUUAUCGAAAUCGUAAGUAGCCGGGAAAAAAAAGAUCUAAGUAUAUUUAUUUAGCGAAAAAACCGUACGUUUUCAAUAUCAAUCAAGGAUCUUGUUUUACGUUGGCACUAUGAAUAAAGACUAAAUCUUCUGCAAGAGUCUCGCGAUUACAUUUUGAGGCAAUGCAACUUAAUGUUGGUGUGCUGCAACAAAUUAAGCAUAUUGCUUUUAAGAUGCCUAGAGUAUUUGAUAGUUAUUAAAAUUAAAACGGUUACUUUAUACUAUCACGUGGUAGCUAUAUCAGUCUUUCUACCGAACAUUAUGUACAGGUAUGUAAAAGUAAAAAAUCAUAGUUGUUAUUGCAUCCUACCCUGAACAUUAUCGAUUUUCUUUUUCUAUGAUGGAUGUCAUUACAAUAUUUUGUUCAAUGUCUUGAAAGCAAUGUGCUCUGAAAAAAAAAAAUCUUACUGUGUAGAUUAUACGAUAUGCUUGUUUCACUAUUUACUUAUCGAUAUAUAAAGUAUUGAUGAAUAUAUAUAUAUUAAAGUACGAAACCUGGAGAUAUCUUAUGACUGGCUGGUUCCUUCAGUUAUGCGGUAUCUUAAGCGUUUUAUAUCGAAUUCGUCAGUAAGACGCGUAAGUCAGAUUCAAAAGAGACGCUAUAAAUUUGUAGACUCCUUAAAUGGUUUCGGAUGGAAUCGGAGAAACCUUUAAAAAUAAACUGUACCCAAGUGCCGCAAAGUAUGAAGUUCAUUUAUUAACGAAAAGUCUCAGAGGUAUUGUACGCUGUGCCUGUUUUUUACAAGCUUAUUUGAUUUAUUGUUCGCGCCAUAAUUAAACUACUUUGUAAGAAUAUUUAUUGGCGCACGUACGUUUUUCUUUCGAACUAUUUAUAAAGAUAAUCAAAAUAUGUAUUUUUAAUCGUUAAAUCUAAAGUCUUCUGUUACUUACCGCGAUACAGUCUUUCCAUAAAGUUGACGAACGAAAACAAACGAACGAACAAACAAAAAAAAAAAAAGGAACGCGCAUAGAACUCAAACAUUUAAGCUUUAUUUCACGUUCAUAUUUUAUUUACUACUUUAAUGGAAAAAGUUCAAAGGUUUGCCAGGAGUUUUAUUCUAUCCAUUACGUAUAACGACAUACAAUAAUUCUGUUGUACCAUCUGUGAUUCGAAGUGCAACAAUAGAUAACUGGUACGUGUACCGCGUUACGUUAUAAGAGAUUAAUAUGUGAUCGUUGUUAAUUCUUGUUUCUUUGUGUACGCGCAUUUUACUUAUUUGUUAUCGGUUUUUAGCUUUAAACGUGGCAAAUAUAAAGAAUGUUAUCAUUUAUACACAUGUUUGAUUAUGAUUAUUUUGUACAGCAUAUUGAACUUCUCGAUUACUAUUCUAGAUCAGGCAAUUAUUCUGUAUGAAUGGACUGUAUCGGGCGUGGUUGGUGCUACAUUCUGAACUAGUGAGAGAAUUGUGCCAAUUUUGCGUCGUGAAUUCUACGACGAAAAGUUCUACGAUGGUAUCUUCCCUACUGUGAAUUUAAAACGAGGAUGGAAAAGAAAAAGAAACAUGUUUUCUGGAAGAGCAUCGAUGCGGAUGCGCCGGGAUGCAAUAGAAUACUAAAAACUGCGUUACGUUUAUAUUUCAAGCUUACAAAUAUUAACAACCCAGGUUCGUUUUAUUUUCGAAUCGUAGCUUCUCCUUAUUGUUGCUUUCAUCUCUAAACAUACAGUUACCACAUUCUCACUAUUUUCUAAUUAUAUUAUAUCUACUUGUGUCCUGAGAUGAACCAAUGUCUUCGUAUUUGUAUUAGAACUCUCAACGUAUCCACGUAUAUGGUUAACCAAGUGCAUACCAUUUACAUAAAAUUACACAUUAUUUUCACUCGAUUACUAUAAACAUUGCGAUUAACUUGUAUUUGCCCUAUGCAAAAAUACAAAGAAUAUCGUUUCUAGUUUCCGUCUUAAAUAUGUAAAGUAAAACAUUUUACACCGAGCAAAUGGACGGUAAUCGUAAUGUUUAUAAUGAUCGAGUUAAAAUUAUAUAUAUUACAUAAAUUGCACAAAUUGGGAUAACCGUGUAACAGUAUUAUCUGGAUAUUUAAGAGCUCUAAUACGUAGAUACUUGUAAAUACAAAUUUCACAGAACAACGAUUCACGUCCCCUUGAACCCUAUUACACCGCGAAAGAACGUUCAAAUCAUUAUACUCGCGAGCUCUAUGCAUAUGUUUCUUUGAAACGAAACGACAAAUCCUUAUUUCGCCGUUUUACAUAUCGUAUUCUACACGAAGAUAAACACUGUACAACGAUAAACGCGUUAUAGUAUAAAACGACCAUGUACGCCCAGGACACAAGGCGUCUAUUCUAUAAAUUAACAACAAUGAUAUCCUGUAUCCGAAUAUUACGUUUAAUAAUAUGUAUCACAUAUAGGUAUUUCAUAUUUAUUAUAUCAACAAUAGGGGAGUUGAAUUAAAAAAGGCUAGCUAGUUCACUUGUUAGAAAUUUA